ACAGUCGCGCCUCCAGCUCCAGCUCCAGCUCCAGCCGCCAGCGGCCGCGGCAGCAGAAGGGUGGUCUGGCUGACUGCCGUCUACUGAAGACUCCCUGCUGAAUUACACUCAUCUGUGAUCCACGUGUACGGCAAGCAGUCCCGAGACUCCUGCAGACAAAAACAGCGGAGGAGUAUUCACAGCCCUGGCUCGACCCGUUCACCAACACCAGGAUGGGACCAGAUGACGUACUGUUAACGCUGAUGCAGCCCACCAAAGGAACAAUUUUACUCUCCUUUUACUGGGGCCAAGGCGGGUGGGAAGGGUAGAAACUUUGCGAAGAAGAUCUUUUUUUGUGUUUCUUUUCAUUUUCAUUGCACUGUCGAAAACCGAGAGUCCCGUUCCUGAUGGGGUUUGGUCAAAGCUGAACGCGAGGAAAGGAAUCGAGUGGCGUUGUCUCCAGUAUCUCUCUGCUGUUCGCACUCAAGCCUUCGGGGGACUCCUGAGCCACUUGCCACGAGGAAUUCUCCGAAACAAAUCGCCCGAAUGAACACUCUGUGGUCAAGGCAGGGCUCGGAUUGACGAUGGCUCUAGACCUGAAGAUGGGAGCCGCUCGGGUGGUUUCUCGGCUGAGCACGGUGAGCCCGGAGCCCCUGCAACCGGCCGUGCCUCCGGCCGUGACGCUGGGCCUCACCAUAGUUUACACUGCACUUUAUGGACUCCUCUUCCUCCUGGUCUACAUCCAGCUGUGGCUGGUGCUGCACUACAAGCACAAGAAGUUCAGCUACCAGACGGUCUUCCUCUUCCUGUGCCUGCUGUGGGCCGCCCUGAGGACCACGCUCUUCUCGUUUUACUUCCGAGACAUCGUCAAGGCCAAUUCGCUGGACCCGUUCUCUUUCUGGUUGCUGUAUUGUUUCCCGGUGUGCCUGCAGUUCUUCACCCUCAGUCUCAUGAACAUGUACUUUGCUCAGGUGGUUUUCAAGACCAAAGCCAAGUAUUUCCCUGAGAUGGCUAAAAAAUUGCUCCCAAUACGUUUGGCUUUCCUGGUGGCGAGCCUGGUGUUUCUGGCGGUCAAUUUAACCUGUGCCUUGCUGGUGAAGAUCCAGCACGAGGAGACCAAAGCCAUUGUCCUAGUGCGGGUGAUCAUCAACGACUCCCUGUUUGUCAUCUGUGCCGUUACACUGGCAGCCUGCCUCUAUAUCAUCGCCAAAACCUCGCCGUCGACCAACAUCUACUUGGAAUCCAAGGGAACAUCGGUGUACCAGACCACAGCGGUGGGAGGAUUGGUGAUCCUGUUGUACGCAAGCAGAGCCUGUUACAACCUCGUUGCUGUGACGCGUUCUCCUGCCACCCAUGUGGACACCUUUGAUUACGGCUGGUACAAUGUUUCUGACCAGGCUGAUCUCAUGUCGAGUCUCGGCGACCAAGGCUACCUCGUGUUCGGCUGCGUCCUCUUCUUCUGGGAGCUGCUGCCGACCGCCGUGCUGGUUUUAUUUUUCCGCGUCCGUAGACCGGCUCAGGACCUGGCCAGCACUGGAAUUAUAAACGGGCAGAGCUAUGCACCUCGGUCGUACUUCUUUGACAAUCCCCGUCAGUUUGAAGGCGAUGACUCUGUGUGGGCACCAGGCACACAGAGCGAACAGGGCAGUUUGUCGAGCAGCCUGCAGAAGAACGGCUGGUACGGCCACGAGAGACGCAACAGUGAGCCCACGUGGUACGAGGGAGGGGCCCAGGCCUCCACGGCGCCCCUGCUCUUUGCCCGAGACAACACCCAAGGCCCCAACUACUACCACACCUUCUACUCCACUCCGCAAACGUAGAAGACACCGACGCAUUCCACGGGCGCACUCCGCCCGCCCGCCAGUCUCGCCGAGAGGCCGCAUUUUAUUUAUUACCGUUCCUAACUAAUCGUCUUUCUGCAUUUGCAGCUGAAAUUGCUGCUUGAUUCCACGCACGUUGGCCGAACAAAGAUUAUUAUAGCACCAGGGACCACACGGGGCACAAUGUUGCUCGCAGCCACGGAUGUUUUUUGGAACAGUCAGUGAAAAGCUUCACUCAGUAGCCAAAGCAUUAACAGUGUGAAGCAUCCAGCAAGCCAUUCCUCCAGCAACCUUCCUCCAUCGGGUCCAUUGGAUUUGCGGUUCCUUCACCUUCCCCCGUUUAGCGAUGGGGUACAGUACCACGUGAAAUAGAAACAGGCGGCACAUCGGUAGAGUCGCUGCCUUGCAGCGCUUGCACCGGGUUCGAUCCUGACUACUGGCCCUGUGUGUACGGUAUUUGUACGCUCUCCCCGCGACCCGCGUGGGUUUUCUCCGAGAUCUUCGGUU
Messenger RNA from Amblyraja radiata (thorny skate), 2306 nucleotides. RefSeq names its product integral membrane protein GPR137. Gene Ontology annotation, biological process: regulation of autophagy; positive regulation of TORC1 signaling; negative regulation of bone resorption. Gene Ontology annotation, cellular component: lysosomal membrane. The transcript has 10 exons. The record is from RefSeq and is a predicted model, not a curated record. Lineage: Eukaryota; Metazoa; Chordata; Chondrichthyes; Rajiformes; Rajidae. The coding region runs from base 564 to 1799 and encodes 411 amino acids.